UCACAGGAGUGUUGCGGCACUGCAUAACGCUCUAUGGAUGGACCUCAAAAAUGAAUAUUAAAAAAAUAGAUGUAGCCUUAAAUAAAUGUUACAGAACGGCAUCCGGACUUCUAACACCAACACCGAAGGAUGCUCUCGUCGUUGAAGCUCAAUACAAAGAUUUUGAGUCUUUGCUGCUAAACAGUUCGCUAAAUUUAGCAGCUAAAUCUAUAACAACACCUUCACACGCACUACACGUCACUUUCUGGUAUCAUAUAAAUGCUUACAAGAGAAUCAUCAAAAGUAACACGUACGCUUCAAGCAUUCAACACAUUCUGAUACAUCUGACCAAUAUUAACUCUCCAAUACCAAACAAACCAACAAACAACAUUCCAACAAGCACUAACAUAACGAUAGAUACUACGAUUAGUUCACAUGAUAAAAACAAUACGUGUCCUGAUUUCUUUAAAAAAAAAUUUUUAGAGUAUAAAAGCAAAAUACCAGUUGAGACCACCUACUUUACGGAUGGGUCUUUCCUAAAUGGUACAGCACCUUAUGCGGUCAUAGAACAACAAGCCAACGGAUACUCCUAUAUGAAAGUGCGGCAAUCUCUUCUAACACCUCACGCCGGCAUUUUCAAUGCAGAAUUAGCAGCUAUAAAAUUUGCGGUUCGUCAUGCAUCGAGCAAAAAGAAACAUGCACUUAUUUGCUCGGAUAGCCUUAGCGUGGUGAAAUCACUACAACACGACGGUGAAUCACGAAGAUUCCUUCUAGACGGAGUCACACUCAAUUCGCGCAUAACGAUCCUAUGGAUCCCAGCACACGUCGGUAUAGUUGGCAAUGAAUUAGCGGACGAAGCAGCCAAGGAAGCUAUAAAAAUGCCUCUUAUAAUGGAAGUUCCAUGUUUAAGCGCAAUCAUUAAAAAUUUCCACAAAGUAGAAGCUGCAAACAUAAAAAAUACUGUGUGGCAGACAUCAAGCACUUUUUUUAAAAACACACAACGCACAACUUAAAAGACCACACUAUAACGAAAACUUCACUAGGGACGACUGUAUUAAAAUAGCACGAAUGAGAGUCGGUGUAACUAACUUCAGUACCAGGCACCAUUUUAGCGGCGGCAGAUCACCAGAAUGCACCCAAUGUUGGACGACUCUAACUGUUCUCAAGGAUUGCGCCAUCUCAGGAAGUCACGCUAACCUCGAACAAACACUCGACUGCAGUAAUGAAAACACCAUAAAGUUCAUCAACGAAGCCUUAAAAAAACACAACCUCCUAUACGAAGUAUAACUUUAAGAAGAGCACAACAACUCGGGAGCAACAUGGCCU
Messenger RNA from Rhagoletis zephyria (snowberry fruit fly), 1305 nucleotides. RefSeq lists its product as uncharacterized. NCBI's taxonomy places the organism in Eukaryota, Metazoa, Arthropoda, Insecta, Diptera, Tephritidae. Gene Ontology annotation, molecular function: nucleic acid binding; RNA-DNA hybrid ribonuclease activity. The record is from RefSeq and is a predicted model, not a curated record.